This is a messenger RNA of Condylura cristata (star-nosed mole), 294 nucleotides long. Its product is annotated as keratin-associated protein 19-9b-like. The record is from RefSeq and is a predicted model, not a curated record. Bases 1 to 294 code for a protein of 97 amino acids. NCBI's taxonomy places the organism in Eukaryota, Metazoa, Chordata, Mammalia, Eulipotyphla, Talpidae. The transcript has a single exon.
AUGAGAAGCAUCUCUGGAGGGGCCGCACCCACCUUGAGGCAGUAUAUAAGUCCAGGUGUGGCUGGUGAUACUCAUUCUCAGGAAACGCACCUUCAAUAUCAAGCCGAAUCCUCAACCCCUGCCACAAUGAGCUACUAUGGCAACUACUAUGGUGGCCUUGGCUAUGGCCUUGGUAGUUUGGGUGGCCUGGGCUAUGGCUAUGGCUCCAGCUAUGGUCUUGGUGGCUAUGGUGGUUAUGGCUAUGGCUACUGCCGUCCUUUCUAUGGAAGGUACUGGUCAUAUGGAUUUUUCUGA